This is a messenger RNA of Periophthalmus magnuspinnatus, 2316 nucleotides long. Its product is annotated as lysophosphatidylserine lipase ABHD12-like. Lineage: Eukaryota; Metazoa; Chordata; Actinopteri; Gobiiformes; Gobiidae. The record is from RefSeq and is a predicted model, not a curated record. Gene Ontology annotation, biological process: monoacylglycerol catabolic process; phosphatidylserine catabolic process. Gene Ontology annotation, molecular function: monoacylglycerol lipase activity; phosphatidylcholine lysophospholipase A1 activity. Bases 186 to 1166 code for a protein of 326 amino acids. Gene Ontology annotation, cellular component: endoplasmic reticulum membrane. The transcript has 13 exons.
UUUCAACAAGUUUAGAUAAUUAGGAUAUAAAUUUAGAUUGUUUUUUAACAGCUUUUCCACAUCCAGGUUGUUUGGAGCCUACCUGCUCAGCCGGGUUGAGGAGGAGCGCUCUGUGGAGUGACUUUUUAAACUGAGAAAAGAUAGGAGCCUGUGUUUGUUUUGAAAGCCUGAAAAGCUGCAACAAAAUGAAGAAAGUCCUUGUGUUUUUCUUCACUCUCUACAUCUCUGGACCUGUCAUACUGUUCCUGUUCCCUUGGAUCCUGGGGCAUGCGAUAUUUGCUCAUUGGUACUCUGCUCCAUUUGGCGUUGAUCUGAGCCGGCCGAAUGACGUCCUGAAUCACACUGUUAAUUUCUACCUCAACACUGAAAAAGAUAUUUCAGUUGGAGUGUGGCACACACUCCCCUCCAGCCAAUGGGAGGCCGCCCGAGGGAGGACCAGCCCAGAGUGGUACAGAGCUGCUUUGAUAGACGCUCGCCCUGUUAUUAUCUUUCUCCAUGGCAACGGAGGAACCAGGGCAGCCAAACAUAGAGUCGGCCUGGUUAAGAAUCUAAGUGCCGCUGGGUUCCAUGUGUUUUCUUUGGAUUACAGAGGGUUUGGUGACUCCAGCGGCGAUCCCACUGAAGAAGGAGUGACCAAGGACGCCCUCUACCUGUACCACUGGGUAAAGCAGCACAGCAGAGGGAACCAGAUUUGCCUUUGGGGGCAGUCUCUGGGAACUGGGGUGGCCACAAACGCUGCGGUCAGAUUACAAAAGCAAGGCUUUGCUGUUGAUGCCGUCAUCCUUCAAGCUGCAUAUACAAGAAUAAGAGAAGUAGUUGCCAUGGAUACACUAGCUAAACCAUACAUCUUCCUUCCUGGUUUUAAAAAUCUGAUUUGGACCAUUAUGGAAAAGAUCAAAGUUGAAUUUGCAAAUGACAAAAAUUUACAAACUUUGACAAGUCCUCUGCUCCUACUGCAUGCAAAGGACGACACUGUAGUGCCUUAUUACAUGGCUCAAGAGUUGUAUGAUAUCUCAGUCCGCACUCACAGACACAUAAACAGAGAGGACGAGGUGGAGCUGGUGUCCUUCAGUGAAGACCUGGGAUACAACCACAGUGACCUUUAUUUAAACCCACAUCUGACAAACAUCAUAACGAAUUUCCUCGAAAAGCUUAAGCGGUGGUGACGCUCAUCUGCAACGGAAACACAUUGAAAACACAUUGUCUAAUUAUAACUUGAAUUAAUUUCAAUAUGAAAUCAUUGUUUUGCACUACUUUUGUAUCUAACCAAUAAAUGUUAAAAAUGUACUUAAAGAGUAAAAAGUAAAAGUAUUUCAUGUUGAUUUUGAGAUCUAUAAUAAAGCUUCAAAUGUCAUGAUUUUGAUAAAAAAUUCUGUUGAAUUUUGUUCAACAGAAACAGUUGAACCAUUUUGUUUCUGGCUGGUUUUAUUUGUAUAUUUUAGUUGGAGACCUGCUGAAAAGGCUGAGGGUUUAUUGAGCAAACAGUAAUAAAAAUACUUUCUGUCCUGUUCAAAAUGUAGUGGAGUAGAAAGUACAGAUACUGCUCUCAAAUGUAGUGAAGGCAAAAUUAAAAGUAUCCACUUUAAAAUGUAUUUAGGUAUACCUAAUAAUGUUACUUUAGAACAGUACUUUUACUACUUUUACUCUCUUACAUUGUUCACUGGUCUUAUGAUGUAUGUGGUAGUAGUAGUACACUGUGUACUAUUGUGGGAGUAACUCAGAUAAUCUUACAAAGGCUGGUGAUUUGGAACUACCGGGACCACAUUUUUAAAUAUUUUAUGUCAAAAUCAACCCUGUGCAAUAUUUAGGGAAACAUAUAAUUGGUUUUCUGAAUAAAAACAUGGUAACCUUGAAUUAAAAAAGAAAAAACAUUUCUUUUGUUUCAAAUAGUAUUUAUUUGAUUUAAAUCUCAAAAGCAUAGGUCCAUGUCUCCACUGUAAAAAGAAAUAUCUGCAUGAUUCAGAAUAGGUUGGGUUUAUGUGACAUCAUAAUAUUCUAGGAUUCCUUUAGUUUAAAGGUGCACGAUGUAGCUUCUCUGGUGGAGAAGGUCCAGCUCCAUGGAGAUGUUAUUGCUUUGCCUGGAACGUUCCACAGUCUGGCAUUAUGGUUAUCUGACAACAUUUAAAUCCAGGCUCAAAACGGUUGUUUAGCUGUGCAUAUGACUGAAGUUCUGCACUCUUGUCUUUGACUGUUACCUUUUGCAUGAUUAUGUUUUGAUUUGUGUGAUUUUAAUGUCUUUCUUAUUCUGUAAAACACUUCGUACAGCACAAUUGGUCCACAGAGUAAUUCAAAUAAACUCAUUUCUCUUCAUCUUUG